Messenger RNA from Nycticebus coucang (slow loris), 1971 nucleotides. RefSeq names its product solute carrier family 25 member 14 (gene SLC25A14). Gene Ontology annotation, cellular component: mitochondrial membrane. NCBI's taxonomy places the organism in Eukaryota, Metazoa, Chordata, Mammalia, Primates, Lorisidae. The transcript has 11 exons. Gene Ontology annotation, biological process: mitochondrial transport; transmembrane transport. The record is from RefSeq and is a predicted model, not a curated record. The coding region runs from base 295 to 1272 and encodes 325 amino acids.
CACGGUUGCUGAGGCAACGUCUUGGUUACUUCCGUUGGUCCCAAUGCUUCCGGGUUGGCACUGCGGUGGCGUUUCCGACUGCGGGAGCCUUAGCUUCCCAGUCGUCUGAUGAGCCGGAGCAGCUGAGUCCCUUCCCUGUCUUUCACUCUUCUGGCGUCGGUGGUUUUACUUCUUCGAUCGAACCCUGCUUCCUCGGCCCCCCUGGGAGGCCGCCUCCUUCUGGCGCCUCCCUUCUCUCCACGAACUCGCUCUGACAGCUGAGGAACUGGCAAGAUCCUGCUACCCAGAGGGUGAAUGGGUAUCUUUCCCGGAAUAAUCCUAAUUUUUCUAAGGGUGAAGUUUGCAACGGCGGCCGUGAUUGUAAGCGGACACCAGAAAAGUGCCACCGUAAGCCAUGAGAUGUCUGGUCUGAAUUGGAAACCCUUUGUUUAUGGCGGCCUUGCCUCUAUCGUUGCUGAGUUUGGAACUUUCCCUGUGGACCUUACCAAAACACGUCUUCAAGUUCAAGGCCAAAGCAUCGAUGUCCGUUUCAAAGAGAUUAAAUAUAGAGGGAUGUUUCAUGCCUUGUUCCGAAUCUAUAAAGAGGAAGGUGUAUUGGCACUGUAUUCAGGAAUUGCUCCUGCUUUACUAAGACAGGCAUCAUAUGGCACGAUUAAAAUUGGGAUUUAUCAAAGCUUGAAGCGAUUAUUUGUAGAACGUUUGGAAGAUGAAACUCUUCUAAUUAAUAUGAUCUGUGGGGUAGUGUCAGGAGUGAUAUCUUCCACUAUAGCCAAUCCCACUGAUGUUCUAAAGAUUCGGAUGCAGGCUCAAGGAAGCCUAUUCCAAGGGAGCAUGAUCGGCAGCUUCAUCGAUAUAUAUCAACAGGAAGGCACCAGAGGGCUAUGGAGGGGUGUCGUUCCAACUGCUCAGCGAGCUGCUAUCGUUGUGGGAGUAGAGCUUCCUGUCUAUGAUAUUACCAAGAAGCACUUAAUAUUGUCAGGAAUGAUGGGCGACACAAUUUUAACUCACUUCGUUUCCAGCUUUACAUGUGGCUUGGCUGGGGCUCUGGCCUCCAAUCCAGUUGAUGUGGUACGAACUCGCAUGAUGAACCAGAGGGCAAUCGUGGGACAUGUGGACCUCUAUAAGGGUACUUUGGAUGGUAUUUUAAAGAUGUGGAAACAUGAGGGCUUUUUUGCACUGUAUAAAGGAUUUUGGCCAAACUGGCUUCGACUUGGACCCUGGAACAUCAUUUUUUUUAUUACAUACGAGCAGCUCAAGAGGCUUCAAAUCUAAGGACUGAAUUGUACAUGAGCCCAGCUCUGCCAGCCUUUCUACUCUUGUUUUCCAUUUUUCUGUGUCCUAACGUUAUUUCAACAACAUUGUGUUCACUGAACCUCUGGUCUCCUGAAAGCCUUCUGAUAAAAGAACAAUAGGAUGAUUCAAAGUUAUGUGCUUGUGUUACCAUGUUAACUUUUCCCUGGGAGGAGGUGUUAACAUUGAGACUCUGGCCCCAGAUUGGUAUCUUCUAUGAAGAUGGAUACUGAUGGGUAACAUUGAAAAUGGCCUUCUUGGCUGGGUGCUGUGGCGCAUGCCUGUAAUCCUAGCACUCUGGGAGGCUGAGGCAGGUGGAUUGCCUGAGCUCACAGGUUCGAGACCAGCCUGAGCCAGAGCAAGACCUCGUCUCUAAAAAUAAUCAGGCAUUGUGGUGGGCACCUGUAGUCCCAGCUACUUGGGAGGCUGAGGCAAGCGAAUCACUUGAGCCUAAGAGUUUGAGGUUGCUGUGAGCUAUAAUGCCAUGUCACUCUACCAGGGGCUACAAAGUGAGACUCCAUUUCAAAAAAAAGAAAAAGAAAAUGACCUUCUUCCCAAAUGAGGAUUAAAUGUAGCUGGUUAGCCCCAGACUUGGGCUAGAGCAGAAGGCAUAGGCCAGGGUGAUUACUGCGGUGUAUGUUGUAGACCUCGGUUUUCAUUAAAGUAUUUAUUGGCAGAAUC